ACCACCUCGCGCACAACAACCCACAACCAAUCGCCACAUACUGGUGACCACCCACCACAAACAUGUCCGAUCCUAGCGGCCCCGAAAGAUCCCCCGACCCGCUCCGCUUCACGAUCCUCGCCGGCAGCGCAUCCACCUCCGGUCCGCGCCUCGGACUCCUCACUCACGAUGCCCGAAACACACUCGAGACCCCGCACUACAUCGCGGAUACCUCACGAGGCGUCAUACCACACAUCACACAAGACACGUUCCGCAGGCACACAGAUGUCAAGGGCGUGUACGUCGCGCUGGAAGACUUCGUCGAAAAAGCACCCCUCAAAACACCCCCGAUAUACCUCCAACCCACGACCACAUCCCCCUCCUCCACCCUCCGCACCUUCACCGCCCUCCCAGACACCACCCUCUCCAUCCUCGCCCCCCGCCGCCUCUCCCCCAUCCCCUCCCCAAACCCAAACUCAUCCUCCUCCCUCGCAAUCUGCACCUCCGUAGGCUUCUCCGCCCUGUCCAUAGCCACAUACAUCUCCGCCGCCGCCCCAUCCCUCAACCCAGACAUCCUCGUCGCCCCCGCCGAUAUCCCCCACGGCAACCCCGCGCCCAGCCUCAAGCGCCGCGUCAAAAUGCUCGAUCGCACCGCUUCAUGGCUGACGGAUCUGCAACGCGCGAAGGGGAGAGUAGGGGGCGACUAUGCUGUUUUCGCGGCUGUGUUGCCGCUGCCCGUCGAGGCGCAGCGCUGGUAUUUGGAUUCUUUGCUCGACGCCGUCACUGACGACGGACACGGUGAUGGAGAAGGGCACGCCCUCCCCGCCGGUCUCGCCAUCUACGACCCCUCCGCCAUCCCCGCUCUUCCGCAACCCCUCACGCACCUCCCCCGCCUCUGCCUCGCCCCCGCACACUCCCCAUCCCAACUCCUCCACUCCAUCGCCCUCGGCGCAGACCUCACUCUCGCCCCCUUUCUCAGCACCGCCACGGACGCCGGCAUCGCGCUGACUUUCACCUUUCCUGCGCCUCGGGGGGCCUCGCCAGAAUCAAAAUCAGAUUCAGAAUCAGAUUCACAACAACAACAAGCAGAGAAACACCCCCUCGGCACAUCCCUCUGGAACCCCACCGCACACGCCCUCUCCACCGCCCCGCUGCAGGCCGGUUGCGCGUGUUAUACCUGUGCGCGCCAUCAUCGCGCAUAUGUGCAUCAUUUGCUUGCUGCCGGGGAGAUGUUGGCUUGGACGCUGGUGCAGGUGCAUAAUUUGGCUUGUUUGGAGGGGUUUUUUCGCGGGGUGAGGGGGGUUUUGGGGGGGGAGGGAGAGGGGGGGAUUGUGGAUGGUGGGGAGGGAGAGGGGGGUAUGGAGGGAAGGGUUAAGGGGAGGUUUGAGGAGGAGAGGGCGAGGUUCGAGGACUGGUAUGAGGUGGAGAUGCCGGUUAGUGAGGGGGUGAGGCCGCGCGGGAGGGGGUAUAUGGGGUUGGGUCUGGGGAGUGCGGAUGGUGGGGGGAGGGGGAGGGGGAAGGGGAAAUUGAAUGGGGGUGGGAAGUGGAAGGGGGGAGGCUUGGGGAUGGGGAUGGGAAUGGGAAAGGGGGGAAUGCGGAGGUUGUAG
Pseudovirgaria hyperparasitica is the source of this 1586-nucleotide messenger RNA. Its product is annotated as tRNA-guanine transglycosylase. Gene Ontology annotation, molecular function: pentosyltransferase activity. The transcript has 2 exons. The record is from RefSeq and is a predicted model, not a curated record. Lineage: Eukaryota; Fungi; Ascomycota; Dothideomycetes; Acrospermales; Acrospermaceae. The coding region runs from base 63 to 1586 and encodes 507 amino acids.